UUUCCAGUAAGCUGCAAACAGUCUUCAGAUUCGAACCGAAAUAUCAGCCAUAAUUUGUGUGAAAAUGAGCACUGUUGUGGAUGUGGUGAGCCAACUUCUCUUUCCAGAAUCCAUUGAGAGGCUGGUGAUUCCUUCUAGGUCAAAUGAGAGCAGUGAAAACAGGGGUAGCAUUCCCGUGGAUAUUCUGGAUACCCCAAAAGAGUACAUUUUCUAUAUGGAUGUUCCUGGUUUAUCCAAAUCUGACAUUCAGGUGACUGUGGAAGAUGAGAGCACGCUGGUGAUACGAAGCAACGGUAAGAGGAAGCGUGAGGAGAGUGAAGAAGAGGGAUGCAAGUACGUCAGGUUGGAGAGGAAGCCACCCCUCAAAUUGAUGAGGAAGUACAAGCUCCCCGAUACCUGCAAUGUUUCUGCUAUUACUGCGAAAUGCGAGAAUGGGGUGUUAACUGUUGUAGUUGAAAAGCUUCCUCCACCAUCUAAGGCUAAGACUGUUAAAGUUGCAAUUUCAUGAAUUAAGUAGUUAUCAUAAAUCUACGUCUCU
This is a messenger RNA of Solanum verrucosum, 538 nucleotides long. Its product is annotated as 17.4 kDa class III heat shock protein. Bases 65 to 508 code for a protein of 147 amino acids. The transcript has 2 exons. NCBI's taxonomy places the organism in Eukaryota, Viridiplantae, Streptophyta, Magnoliopsida, Solanales, Solanaceae. Gene Ontology annotation, biological process: response to hydrogen peroxide; protein complex oligomerization; response to heat. The record is from RefSeq and is a predicted model, not a curated record.